AUGAAGCAGCCGCAAGGCCAGUAUUUUGAAACGGAACAACUCUGUGGCGCAGCUUGUGCAAUGACACGUGAUAAGGGUGAUCAUUUCCGGCGAAGUAAAAUAAAGGUACGAAACGCCACACCUGCAAGAAUGAAGCAGCCGCAAGGCCAGUAUUUUGAAACGGAACAACUCUGUGGCGCAGCUUGUGCAAUGACACGUGAUAAGGGUGAUAACACAUUCCCGGCGCCUCAUAUGGUUCACCGAGAAGAUGUCGAUUUACUAGAUUCAAAAGAAUCUCGUUCUUGCCAUGUCCUGUCUUUUCAUUGGGCGUUCGAACCUCUUUGGACGUUUGGGAUCUUCGGCGGCCUCUCAAAAUUGUGCGACACUUGA
Molecule: messenger RNA, 369 nt
Organism: Opisthorchis viverrini
Lineage: Eukaryota; Metazoa; Platyhelminthes; Trematoda; Opisthorchiida; Opisthorchiidae
Exons: 1
Coding region: 1-369 (122 amino acids)
Source: RefSeq, a predicted model, not a curated record